AUGGCUCCGGGCACGUCCCCUACGCCUUCGACGCUCAACGCCGGCGAUCGCUUGGCGGCGGCAGUCCUCCGCAAUAUUACGCUGCUCCUCGACUCGACGUUGAUCCUCACCACAGCUACAGCACGUGAUCCGCCUCCACCGCCCCCCUCGUUCAGCAAUCGGCACAUGCCGCCACCCUCAUCUCCUCAGCAGAGCGCUUCGCUGCCGCACUAUGCUUCUCAACGAGGUCCACCCCCACCACCUUUCUCCACCAGUCGUGAUUUGCCUGGCUUGGUGGGGCCGCCGCGAUCCAGCAGUAACAUGUCCAUCUCCUCCCUGAUGGGUGGGUUUGAAUCAGCCGCCGCGUCACGCCAGUCGCAAUCACACUACUCUCCCCCAUCGUCCGCCACUGCACCAUCUCCGAGCCUGAACUCCAUGCACCCGCCUUCCCCUCGCAGAAGUCUUGUCAGCGGUACCAGGAUGGAUUAUUCCCAGUAUCGACGGCCAGAGACCCCUGAGUAUCCCCAAGCUAGCAGGCCGUCGGAUCGCCCUGUGUAUGUCUCCGGUUCUCCUCCUCGGUCGUUUGCGGGGCCAUCGACGGCUUCUCCUGAGCUGCAGCGCCAAGGAUUACCUCCAUCGUCACAGCCCUACAAGCCAGCGCCAUUACAGACGGGCGGUCCUUACCGCCAUCAACCAUCUCGAAGCGAGCCGAGCAGUGCGGAUCCUCGUCCAGGUGCCUCUUCUGCACCACCGAGGCCUAACAGCCAACCCAGUCAUCCCCCACCUGCCAUUCAAGGCGAACCUAGGGAUGCCUAUGACCCGGCUGCCGCGAGGAGGGCCUUUUUUGGACAGUCCGAGGAAGAGCGUAGAGUCGCUCAAGAUCAUCCAUAUCAUGGACGACAUGGAAGCUUGAAUGCCGGCGAUACUUCUCGAUUGGAAACCGGUGGAAGGGAGCGACCUUCUACAGUGCAGCCUCUGUCCCAUUCACUUUUCGAUGCCCCGGACAGACAACGAAAUAAUAUCGCACAAUCUCAACAAGCCAGUAGCCAGCCGCCAAGAAGCUUGUUCUGGCAUCCGCAGCCCAGAUCACAUGCUGCAGGGGAUACCACUCAACAUCCUUUGGAGGAGCACCGCGAUCCGUUCCAGCACGGAACUCGUGGCACGCCCGGCGCUACUUCCGGCCCGAUGAUGGGCUUCAAUCGGGGAGCGAUGGGAGUCCAUGUCCCAGCCGCUGACAAUCACCAGAGGUAUACUCUUGGCCACGACUCCGCCAGGCGCGUAGCGGAACAAUAUCAAAGCCCACCAACGUCAGAUCCAAGCAGCAUGGAUCGGAGGCGAGCCGAUCAGAUUGGCCAUCAACAGGCUCACAAUGGUUACGCGCCAAGGUCGUCAUCCUACGAGUAUCACCCGAAGCCGCAGGGUGAGGAGAUGCAGAAGUCUAGAUCCUUCCUGGGAGUAAGUCCUGAGGCAAGACGUACUGGACGUGCGUCGCCUUUACCUCAGGCCGUGCAGGGAGCACAAGCUCAACCAGUCGUUCCCGGCGGAGAUCCCACCAUCAAGAACGAAUUCGGACGCAUGUUCUCGGGAUUGGGCAGUGGUUUGGUUAGCGCGCCCCAUGGGUCUGCUACACCAACACGCGGCAGCCCUUUCCCUCAAAACAGGGACGCAAUGACCCACGGAGAAGCUGGUGACUUGGACCCGCUUGGCCGAACUGGGUCUCGUGGGGCGAGAAGAAGCCGAAAGGUGAAGGAUGAAGACGGCAGACUUGAGAGCGAUAGCAACGAUGGCAGGAUAACUCCAAGUCUUACUGGACAGAGGAACACAAAGCGUCCGAAACACAACCACCCAGGCCAUCACCAUCACCACCUUUACAGCCAUCAUCACCAUCACCGUGCUGAGGAGGAGCAGAAUAUGGUAAUUGCACAUCAGCAGGCGAGCACCACACCGACUUCUUUCAGUAAAAUGAAUGGGGUACAAGGUCAAAACAUGCCGUCCAUUGUGCCGCCAGCACAUCACCAUCACCAUCACCACCAUGCUCCUCAUCCCGCGCAUCAUCAUCAUCAUCACCACCACGCUCCAAGAGUGACCAGCAGUGUCCCACCGAUCCCAGCUACCAAGCCGAUCAUCGAGGUCAAUAGCCAAGCUGUCCUCGACAAGGUCAAGGAUUUACCUCGUUAUCAUCUUGGCAGUGUUGUGUACGAAGCAACGACAGCGCCGCCGCCGUCCAAGAAUACCAGCAUCGAUGACCGAUAUGGGUUCCGAUCGAUCCCCUCGGCGUUACCGGAUUAUUCCGGCAAGGAGAACUGCACACUCACCGUCCGUAUUCCGCGGUACUACUUGAGUGAACGGCAACGAGACGUGAUAGUGAUGAGUCGACAAGUGUGGGGAUCGGAGAUCUACACGCACGACUCAGACGUGGUCGCCGCAGCGAUCCACUCGGGCUGGAUCCGUGGCGCUUGGCCUGAGGAUGUCGAUGUCAACAUGCUCGACCCACGCAUCAAUGGUGGCAGCGAGCCACUGUCUGAAGCGGAUCCGUCUCAAGUGUUGGUGUCAAAACCCAGUCAGCCGGCGCCUCCGCCAGCCGGACUCGACGCGCAUGUGACGGUUACAAUUCUACCAUGCCUGACUGAGUACAAGGGCAGUGUGUGUUACGGCAUCAAGAGUCACACGCGGAGACAGCACGAGGGAUGUAGCUACAAAGUCAGCAGAGUGGAGUGGGUGGAUGAUGAAAUGACGAAAAGAGGCGAAGAGCGCAACGGAGCAGCGAGAAGAGAAAGGUUGGCGGCUGCUCAGAGUUUGGUGGCUUUGUUGACUAGUGGUGGAGGGAGACAAGGCAACGGGACGGAUGGCGACGUCUCCCAGUCGCAAGGGAUAAGGAUGGGACAUGCACAGGCGGUCGCGUGA
Molecule: messenger RNA, 2883 nt
Organism: Diplodia corticola
Lineage: Eukaryota; Fungi; Ascomycota; Dothideomycetes; Botryosphaeriales; Botryosphaeriaceae
Product: histone deacetylation protein rxt3
Exons: 3
Coding region: 1-2883 (960 amino acids)
Source: RefSeq, a predicted model, not a curated record